Molecule: messenger RNA, 1373 nt
Organism: Drosophila sechellia
Lineage: Eukaryota; Metazoa; Arthropoda; Insecta; Diptera; Drosophilidae
Product: ankyrin repeat and MYND domain-containing protein 2
Exons: 3
Coding region: 103-1326 (407 amino acids)
Molecular function (GO): protein binding
Source: RefSeq, a predicted model, not a curated record
CCACUAUCGCUGUAAGCACGCUGAAAACAGUGGAGUUUUCUUGAUUUCCAUUUUCCGAAGAGCACUUGAAAAAACCCAACAAACACAAACAAUCGAACCACAAUGACCGAGGAGAGCAAGAAGAUCGAUCAGCUGGACGACGUGCAGCGCCAGUUGCUGGAUUACCUGGCCAAGAAUGACACCAGUGGAUUCAAGCAGCUGCUGGGCGGAGUGAGGAAUGUUAACUUCGUGGACCACACCGGGAUGUCGUGUUUGGCCUACGCCAGCUACAAAGGAAACCGCGAGGCGGUGCAGCUGCUCCUGGACAUGGGUGCCGACGUAAAUCUCAAUCAGCAUGGAGCUGAUUAUACGCCACUGCAUUUCGCUGCUCUAUCGGGCAAUACACAUGUGUGCCGGCUGCUUUUGGAUGCGGGCAUCAAACCGGGCAGCUUGAAUAGUGUCAACAGGACCGCCGCCCAAAUGGCCGCCUUUGUGGGCAACCACGAAUGUGUGGAGACCAUCAACAACUAUGUGACCCAGUCGAGCUUGGAGUACUACACCCAAUUGCAUGGCCAGCAGACGGAGCCGCAUAUACCACCCAGCUUACUCAAAUCGUUCCACGCCUUUGUCACCGAAAUCAACCUGCAUCCCGUGAGGAUUGCCCUGAAUGUGCAGUCCUUGGGACUACUUAGGAUCCUGUCCAGUCUGCGCAAGACGCUGGCUUUGAUGUGCGAAAAGGAGAUGCAGAAGUCGCAUGACCUCAACGAGCUGCUGGCCUUCAAGUUCCAUUAUCAGGGCUGGAUUUUGGCCGAACUAAUACGCUGCGAGGAGCAGUUCAAGGCGCAGCACAAGGAGAAAGGUGGCGAGGAGGCGGGCGAUGCGAACAAGAACGAUUUCAUCGAGUUGUUUGUGAAGCGGGUGCUCAAGGAGAACAAGCUGGGCCAGCUGGACUAUGUGGAAUACACGUUGCGCGAGUGCGCCAGGGAGUUUCCAGUGAGAGAGUGCACCAUCUUCCGGCAAAUCGCCACGCAAUUUGGCGCCAAAGAUGCACCACCAGCACUGACUGUCCUGCGAAAUGCCAUCAAUGGGAUGAGGUGGAUUACGGACGAGGGCAACUACUGCAGCACCUGCGGCGCCGAGAAGCCGGACAAGAAGUGCUCCAAGUGCAAGGCGGUGCAGUAUUGCGAUCGCGAGUGCCAGCGGCUGCAUUGGUUCAUGCACAAGAAGAGCUGUGCCCGCCUCCUGGCCCAAUCCCAGGCCCAGGCCCAAGCCCAGCCGCAAUCGCAAGCGAAGGGAGCCAUUGACACUGCCGAGCUGCGCGAGGAACUGUCCAAACUGACUGCGUAAUCCGGUGCUUCUUUGUAACGUCAAUAAAUGUAACAUAAAACCAGAAA